AUGUCCUCAACAGCCACCACACCUCCAUCAGUGGACAAAGUGGACGGAUUUUCCCGGAAGUCUGUCAGGAAGGCCAAACAGAAGAGGUCGCAGAGUUCCUCACAGUUCCGAUCUCAGGGCAAACCCAUCGAGCUCACGCCUUUGCCACUGCUGAAAGACGUCCCGGCGCCGGAGCAGCCGGAGCUGUUCCUGAAGAAGCUGCAGCAGUGCUGCACCGUCUUUGACUUCAUGGACACGCUGUCCGACCUCAAGAUGAAGGAGUACAAGCGCUCCACGCUCAACGAGCUGGUGGACUACGUCACAGUCAGCCGGGGCUACCUGACGGAGCAGGCCUAUCCUGAAGUCGUUAAAAUGGUGUCCUACAAUAUAUUCCGGACCCUCCCUCCCAGUGACAGUAAUGAAUUUGACCCCGAAGAAGAUGAACCGACGCUUGAGGCUUCAUGGCCACACUUACAGCUCGUAUACGAGUUCUUCAUACGGUUUUUGGAGAGUCAAGAAUUCCAGCCCAGCAUUGCCAAAAAGUACAUUGACCAGAAAUUUGUAUUACAGCUACUCGAGCUCUUUGACAGUGAGGACCCCCGGGAGCGAGACUACCUGAAGACAGUCUUACACAGAAUUUACGGGAAGUUCCUGGGACUGCGGGCUUUUAUACGAAAACAGAUUAAUAAUAUUUUUCUACGUUUUGUUUAUGAAACUGAGCACUUCAAUGGGGUAGCUGAGCUGCUGGAGAUUUUGGGAAGCAUAAUCAAUGGGUUCGCUCUGCCUCUGAAGGCUGAACACAAACAGUUCCUGGUCAAAGUGCUGAUUCCCCUGCAUACAGUCCGGAGUCUCUCCCUCUUCCACGCACAGUUGGCAUAUUGCAUUGUACAGUUCCUAGAGAAAGACCCCGCAUUAACAGAACCCGUCAUCAGAGGCUUGCUAAAGUUCUGGCCAAAAACCUGCAGUCAGAAAGAGGUGAUGUUCCUGGGUGAGCUGGAGGAGAUCCUGGAUGUGAUUGAGCCCACACAGUUUGUAAAGAUCCAGGAGCCGCUCUUCAAGCAGAUCUCCAGAUGCGUCUCCAGCCCACACUUUCAGGUGGCAGAACGGGCAUUGUACUAUUGGAACAACGAGUACAUCAUGAGUCUGAUUGAGGAGAACUCCAGCGUCAUCCUGCCCAUCAUGUUCGCCAGCCUCUACAGGAUCUCCAAAGAACACUGGAACCCGGCGAUAGUAGCUUUAGUCUACAAUGUACUGAAAGCAUUCAUGGAAAUGAACAGUACCUUGUUUGAUGAACUCACAGCCACGUACAAGUCAGACCGCCAGCGUGAGAAGAAGAAGGAGAAGGAGCGGGAGGAGCUAUGGAAGAAGCUGGAGGAUCUGGAGCUGAAAAGGGGCCUUCGCAGUGACGGGAUCAUCCCCACUUAACACAGGCAGGCGCCAUCCGCGCCGCCCCGCGCCCUGUCUCUCAGCCAUCCACGGCCGUCUUAGCGCCAGAGAUGGAGCAGCCCACUUUUUUUUUCCCCCCCUGUAUUGUGCGACUUACUUUACGGUAGAUUUCACACGUCUGUUUCAUUAUUUCAACCGCACUGUAAAUAACUUCUUUUCCCUUAAAAUGAUAUUACGCUGAAAGAAAAAAAAAGUUAAAAACAAGCAAAAAAAAAAAAAUUAAAACAAGAAAAAGAAACACGCUGGGGGAAAAAGAGACUUCGGACAGUAGGACUUGAAACGAGCUCUUCUGGGAAAAAAAAAAUCGAUUUAAAAAAAAAAAAAAAAAAAAAGAUUAUUUUAACCCAUCCCCCCACCACUCGGAAGCCCCUCCCUCUGAAAUCGGUCCAUCCCCAUGUACUCGGUUCCACCUCUCUCUCCAAAGGUGCACGCGUACCUGUACCUCUUCGGAGGGCUGCGUUCCUGACUGUGCAGAACACGGGGUCCCUUCAGGAGGCAGGAGGGGCGUCGAGGCCAGGCCCCGAACAGGAGGAUGCAACCCCGCCUUUUGGAGGCUCGCAGGCUGGCCUCGUUCACCUCUCCCGCCGAAACAAACUGCUGCAGAGCCAUUAGCCUGAAGGAAGAAGGCAAAAAAGAAUUCAUCAACCCCCCCACCCCCACCCC
This is a messenger RNA of Megalops cyprinoides (Indo-Pacific tarpon), 2088 nucleotides long. RefSeq names its product protein phosphatase 2, regulatory subunit B', epsilon isoform b (gene ppp2r5eb). Gene Ontology annotation, cellular component: protein phosphatase type 2A complex; cytosol; nucleus. NCBI's taxonomy places the organism in Eukaryota, Metazoa, Chordata, Actinopteri, Elopiformes, Megalopidae. The transcript has 13 exons. Gene Ontology annotation, biological process: signal transduction; protein dephosphorylation. The record is from RefSeq and is a predicted model, not a curated record. Bases 1 to 1404 code for a protein of 467 amino acids. Gene Ontology annotation, molecular function: protein phosphatase activator activity.